CUCUUAGAAAAAAGGGUUCCAAAAGGGUUCUUUGGCUGUCCCCCUUUUUGUUUCCAGGUAAAAACCCGUUUUGGUUUCAGGUAGAACCAUUUGGGGUUCCAUGUAAAACCCUCUGUGGAAAGGGUUAUACAUGGAACCCAAAAGGGUUCUUCAAAGUGUUCUCCUAAGGGGACAGCUGAAGAACCCUUUUAGGUUCUAGAUAGCACUUUUUCUAAGAGUAUAGGGUGAGCAUUGAGCCAGGGUGUUGACAUGAGUUUAGGGUUAAGGUUAUAGCUAGGGUUAGGGUUGAGCCAGGGUGUGAAUGUAGGAUACAUGGUGUGGUCUCUUAAUGAGGUAGCGUUGCCUGCGACUUCAAAAUCAGUGCAAGAGAAUUGGACUACCAGUGUAAACGCAGCCCGAAAUACACAACAGUAUCUGUGUGCUGCCAUCCUGUUAGAAGGUAACAGAUUAUUUUAUUACAAUGGUUAAAUUGGAUUUUCAUUGUGUUCAAUGGUGUUAUUUGCCUCCUAGUGGCGCUUUCUGGUACUUAGAAAGUCAACGCAAACGGGAAGUUCAGAAUUUGUUUUGCACGCAUAGAAAGAAGCAGCUACAAACAACGCUACAGUGCAGGUCUUCCAAUGUAGUUAUUUCUUGUCACGCUUCAGCCUUGGAAAAAUAUUUGUUUGUAAGUUCGUUUCAAGCAUUUAGCUAAUGAUGAUAAUCUUGUUAUUGAUAGAGUUUCUUACAUAUCAAUCAAUGUUGGUUGCAUUUACUCACAAAUUGCAAUGCCUUUAAUGUAUGUCGUUAGCUGUAUUACUUUGCUCAUGCGUCAUGCAAACGAAUUGUAAAAUAUACAAUACUGUAGUUUUGUUACUGUUUCUAGUGUAAUAUGCUUUGUUAUUCUACAUAGAUGGUUAUACAUUAUUAGAGUAAUGAAAGGAGCAAUUACCAUAUGGUUAACAAUUAGCUAUAUGGUUUGGCAUCAUGCCAGAUGCAUGGUACCUUAGCGCGUGCUUUGUAUUUAUGCAACUUCAAAUGUUUAAUGUACAGCUACAGUAUGUCGGUGUGAAUUGAACACUAAAGUAUAUUCUUUUCUGUAUUUUGCAGUUUCACAACAUAAACGUUUCAAUAUAUUCAUUCAAGAAAAGUCACGCCUUGGGAGUUUUAUUGAAGACUUAGUUGUUAGCUAUCUGUCUAGUUUUGCAUGGGAACGCAACUCAAGGGCAGAAUAGUGAAAAAACAUCAUCACAUCGGGCUCAAGCACAAGAAUAACUGCACACGGUGGUUAUGUUUCUACGUUCAUCAGCCAACAAAGCCUCUUAUCCUAGGGAAGACCAGCAGUCUACGAUGCAACAACCAGAGCCAGGUGUUCAACAGAGAGAGAUGGAAGAGCCUCUUCAGCACAUUGGGACCAAGUCUCAAUCUACAAGAUCAAGGUCAUCAAAACAGUCAAGCAGAUCCUCAACGGCGAGUUCUGCAGCCAUCAAAGCACGCGCCAAGGCGGAGGCAGCACGCGCACAAGUCUCUUAUUCUGAGAAGGAAGCUUCUGUGAUGAAACAAAAGGCAGAAAUAGAGGCCAGCUUGUUGAAGCAAAAGGCAGAAAUAGAGGCCAUCUUGUUGAAGCAAAAGGCAGAAACAGAGAAGCAAAAAGCUGACCUCGAGGCAAGUUUAUAUGUUCUCCAAGUUGAGAGAACAGCUGCUGCUGCAUUGGCUGAAGCUGCAGCCUUUGAAGAAGUUGUAGGAUCAGAACGCAGAGAGCUUCGCAAAGAACUAGACACCGGGACACAGCCCUUAAGUCCAGUCCAACGUACAUGUGAGUACGUACAACAACAUGCUAGGCCCUACUUUGCUGAACUUCCAUUUGAAGUGGAGAAACAAGAGCUUAGUGUUGACCCAGCUACAUGCCAUAAUCCAGAAAGUAGCAAACAAGAGAACAUGAGCAGAGACUCUCCGUUCAAAAGAAAUGAACAGCAGCAUGGUGGAAAUGGAAAGCAAGCCCACUUCCAGUCACACACACACAACUUCCCUGAGUCACAAGUGGCACCAGACAUCACCAAGUACCUCCUACGACGUGAGAUGGUGAGUUCAGGACUCCUGAAGUUUGAUGAUCGCCCUGAAAAUUAUUGGGCAUGGAAAGCAUCCUUUCUCAAUGCGACCAGAGACUUGAAUUUAUCAGCCAGGCAAGAGUUAGAUCUAAUUACCAAGUGGCUAGGGGCAGAGUCGUCUGAGCAAGCAAACAGAAUUAGAUCUGUCCAUAUUUUCAACGCAACAGCAGGGCUUAACAUGGUCUGGCAACGACUAGAAGAGUGCUAUGGUACACCCGAAGUGAUCGAGAAUGCACUGUUGAAGAAAAUUGAUGAUUUUCCUGAACUGACUAACAAAGACAAUCACAAACUAAGAGAACUAGGUGACAUUCUUCUCGAACUGGAGUGUGCUAAAGUAGAAGGGUACCUUCCAGGCCUCGCUUAUCUGGACACAUCUCGGGGGGUAAACCCUAUUGUAGAGAAACCUCCAUUCAGUUUACAAGAAAAAUGGAUAGCACAGGGAUCCAAAUAUAAGGAGGACUAUCGGGUAGCAUUCCCACCAUUCUCGUUCUUCUCGAGAUUCAUCAGGAACCAGGCGAAAAUUAGAAAUGACCCCAGCUUCACCCUCUACACCUCAACUAACCAGGUGUCCAUGAAAAGUGAGAAACCUGCCAGGUACAGCAGCAAGACACCUGUGACUGUAUACAAGACAGAUGUGUCAUCUGAGGCUUCAGACCACCAAACCAAACCCAGUAAGACAAAGGUUGAAAAUCCUGACCGUCACUGCCCAAUACAUAACAAGCCUCAUCCUCUUAAAAAGUGUCGUGGGUUUAGAUACAAAACUCUAGAUGAGCGCAAAUCAUAUCUCAAAGACAAUGGCAUUUGUUUCCGAUGUUGUGGGACAACUCAGCACAGAGCUAAAGACUGUAAGGUUUCAAUCAAGUGCUCUGAGUGCGACAGCGACAGGCAUCUUGCUGCUCUGCAUCCAGGCCCAGCCCCUACAAAUACAUACACCGCUACAGCAGAGACAGAUAAUGGCGGGGAGCAAGGUGACGAUGCUCUUCUAUCUGUCACCUCAAAGUGUACAGAGAUCUGUGGUGAGGCAGUCAAUCCAAGAUCAUGUUCGAAAAUAUGCUUAGUCAAAGCUUAUCCGGCUGGGAAAAGAGAGAAAGCUGUCAAAAUGUAUGUAGUGCUUGAUGAACAAAGUAACAAAUCUCUGGCCAAGACAGAGUUUUUCAGUCUCUUCAACAUCAAUGGCAACUCUGCUCCAUACACCAUGAAGACGUGUUCUGGGGUAACAGAGACUUCAGGCAGGAGAGCCGUCAACUUCAUGUUGGAGUCUAUAGAUGGACACAUGCAGCUCACUCUCCCUACUCUGAUAGAGUGUGAUAUGAUGCCAGACGAUAGGAUGGAGAUUCCCUCCCCCGACAUUGCGUAUCAUCAUCCCCAUCUGCAACCAGUUAUGGACAGAAUUCCAGCUGUGGACCCAGACGCUCCCAUCCUCCUGCUCUUAGGACGAGACAUCUUAAGGGUACACAAGGUACGAGAGCAAAUCAAUGGGCCCCACGACACUCCUUAUGCACAGCGACUCGACCUCGGGUGGGUCAUUGUGGGUGAGGUCUGUCUGGGAACGGCUCACCGAACAGCCAAUGUUAACGUGUUCAGGACAAACAUACUUCAAAAUGGUCGCACAUCCUAUCUGAGCCCUUGCCCUGACAUCAUCCAGGUAAAAGAGAACUACAACAGCGUAGCUCAGAAACACAUCUCUCCCUCUACAGUGCACUCGAGAGAUCCAAUCACAACUGUGAACACAGACAGCCUGGGAUGUUCCGUGUUCGACAAAACACAAGACGAUGAUAAACCAGCACCAUCAGUGGAGGACAAAGCCUUCUUGGACAUUAUGGACAAACAGGUUUUCCAGGAUGAUGGAAAAAAACUGGGUGGCUCCACUACCCUUUCGCCCCAAUAGACGUCGCCUUCCUAAUAACAGGGAGCAGGCCAUGAACCGCCUCACAUCACUUCGCAGGACUUUAGACAAAAAGCCUGACAUGAAGCAUCAUUUUAUUGACUUCAUGCAAAAGAUGCUGGAUAACGACCAAGCCGAACCUUCACAGCCACUAGAGGGAGACAAAGAACGUUGGUAUCUGCCCAUAUUUGGUGUUUACCAUCCACAAAAGCCUGAACAAAUACGAGUAGUAUUUGACUCCAGUGCUAAGUGUCAAGGCGUGUCACUUAACGAUGUUCUGCUCAGUGGUCCAGACUUAAACAACACACUCUUGGGUGUCCUAAUGCGUUUCCGCAAGGAUUGCAUUGCACUAACAGCAGAUGUGCAACAAAUGUUUUACUGUUUUCGUGUACGUGAGGAUCACAGAGAUUACUUAAGGUUUCUCUGGUAUGAAGACAACAACCCAGAUAGAAACAUAACUGAGUACAGGAUGAAAGUCCAUGUAUUUGGGAACAGCCCUUCACCAGCCGUAGCCAUCUACUGCAUGAGACGAGCAGCGCUACAGGGUGAGAAGGAACACGGGUCAGAACCCAAGCAAUAUGUAGUGAGGAACUUCUACGUCGAUGAUGGUCUGACAUCAGUAGCUACUACAGAAGAAGCUAUCAAUAUUCUAAGAAAAACACAAGCAAUGUUGGCGGAGUCCAACAUGAAACUACACAAGAUUGCAUCCAAUAGCAAAACAGUUAUGGAAGCCUUCCCUAUGGAGGACCGUGCGAAACACUUAAAAGAUCUGGACCUAGGAGUGGAUCCUCUCCCCUUUCAACGGAGUCUGGGACUUUCCUGGAACCUGGAAACAGACAGCUUCUCAUUCCAGGUGUCCCACAAUGAGAAGCCUUUUACUCUGAGAGGCAUCCUGUCCACGGUGAAUAGUCUUUAUGACCCCCUUGGGUUCGUGGCUCCAAUAACAAUGCAAGGUAAAGCCUUAAUCAGAGAACUCUCUUCUGAUCAGAGUGAGUGGGAUGUCCCUCUUCCAACAGAAAAAGAAGAGAAAUGGAAACAGUGGAAGCAAGUUCAGUGUCUCGCUGACACCUUUUGGAAAAGGUGGAGACAGGAGUUCCUGACAACGCUGCAGAGACGCAGAAAAUAGACAGCAGAAAAGCCAAAUGUAAAAGUGGGAGAUGCUGUCUUAUUGAAAGACAGUCAGGCACACAGAAAUGACUGGCCAGUCAGCCCAGUACUGACAAAAAGGUUAGGAAAGUAGAACUAAAAAUUGUCAAGCAAGGAGCUGCUAAGGUGUUUCUGAGACCAAUCUCAGAGAUUGUUGUUUUUCUUUCUGAAGCAUCCUAGAGACAAAAGAUAAAAAUAGAAAGGACAUUAUUUGUUUCUUGAUAUGUUUUAUUUAAUAGUGGCACAAUUUCAUUAUACCAGGCGGGGAGUGUGCUGCCAUCCUGUUAGAAGGUAACAGAUUAUUUUAUUACAAUGGUUCAAUUGGAUUUUCAUUGUGUUCAAUGGUGUUAUUUGCCCCCUAGUGGCGCUUUCUGGUACUUAGAAAGUCAACGCAAACGGGAAGUUCAGAAUUUGUUUUGCACGCAUAGAAGCAGCUACAAACAACGCUACAGUGCAGGUCUUCCAAUGUAGUUAUUUCUUGUCACGCUUCAGCCUUGGAAAAAUAUUUGUUUGUGUGAGUGUUGACGAGGACAAGGCUGGAGAUCACUCUGCCAUGCUGAUUGAGUUCAAAUAACAGACUGGAAGCUUCAAAAGGACCUGAGCCCUAGGACCGUGCCCCAGGACUACCUGACAUGAUGACUCCUUGCUGUCCCCGGUCCACCUGACUGUGCUGCUGCUCCAGUUUCAACUGUUCUGCCUUGUUAUUAUUCGACCAUGCUGGUCAUUUAUGAACAUUUGAACAUCUUGGCCAUGUUCUGUUAUAAUCUCCACCCGGCACAGCCAGAAGAGGACUGGCCACCCCACAUAGCCUGGUUCCUCUCUAGGUUUCUUCCUAGGUUUUGGCCUUUCUAGGGAGUUUUUCCUAGCCACCGUGCUUCUACACCUGCAUUGCUUGCUGUUUGGGGUUUUAGGCUGGGUUUCUGUACAGCACUUUGAGAUAUCAGCUGAUGUACGAAGGGCUAUAUAAAUAAAUUUGAUUUGAUUUUGAUUUGAUUUAACCCAACAAUAGACUUCCGUAAAAGAUGCCUGGGUUUCAACGUUUCUUUUUUUUCAAUUAAUAGGGACAAAAUAGCAAAGUACAUUUUUUUGUCUCCUCCAAUAUUGAAGAAUGUCAUAGACUAAUCAAUAUAUUCCCAUAUGCAGAGGUAUGUCUUUUGUGGGCCUUUUAAAGCUUGUUUAUAGCAUAAGGCAUCAUGAAGUUAAGUAUUGUUAUAGAAUGCUUUAUAUGAUCUGGAUACCUUUUCUUUAUUUAUUUCAAAAUAUAAAGCUAACAAUAGGUAUCCUUUUAGCCCUUUUCUUUAACAAAGGAUAUGGCAUACAGUACCCUCACUCAAUUUGAGCUCUGGUUUUAACCGAAUACACCAAGUCCUUAUAUAAGAAAGGAAGCUAUACAGUGCAUUCAGAAAGUAUUCAGACCCUUCCACAUUUUGUUACGUUACAGCCUUAUUCUAAAAUGGAUUAAAUAAAUGUUUUUCCACAUCAAUCUACACACAAUACCCCAUAAUGAAAAAGCGAAAACAGUUUUUUAGAAAUGUUUUCAAAUGUAUUAAAUAUAAAAACCAGAUAUCUUACAAAGUAUACAAACCCUUUGCUAUGAGACUCGAAAUUGAGCUCAGGUGCAUCCUGUUUCUAUUGAUCAUCCUUGAGAAGUUUCUACAACUUGGUUGGGGUAAAUUCAAGAGCUCCUCUGUUGAGAUGGGAAAACCUUCCAGAAGGACAACCAUCUCUGCAGCACUCCACCAAUCAGACCUUUACGGUAGAGUGGCCAGACAGAAGCCACUCCUCAGUAAAAGGCACAUGACAGCCUGCUCGGAGUUUGCCAUAAGGCACCUAAAGGACUCUCAGACCAUGAGAAACAAGAUUAUCUGGUCUGAUGAAACCAAGAUUGAUCUCUUUUGCCUGAAUGCCAAGCGUCUCGUCUGGAGGAAACCUGGCACCAUCCCUACAGUAAAGCAUGGUGGUGGGCGCAUCAUGCUGCGGAGAUGUUUUUCAGCGGCAGGGACUGGGAGACUAGUCAGGUUCGAUGGAAAGAUGAACGGAGCAAAGUACAGAGAGAUCCUUGAUGAAAACCUGCUCCACAGCACUCAGGACCUCAGACUGGGGUGAAGGUUCACCUUCCAACAGGACAACAACCCUAAGCACACAGCCAAGACAACGCAGGAGUGGCUUCGGGACAUGUCUCUGAAUGUACUUGAGUGGCCCAUCCAGGGCCCGGAUUUGAAUCCGAUCGAACAUCUCUGGAGAGACCUGUAAAUAGCUGUGCAGCGACGCUCCCCAUCCAACCUGACAGAGCUUGAGAGGAUCUGCAGAGAAGACUGGGAAAAACUCCCUAAAUACAGGUGUGCCAAGCUUGUAGUGACAUACACAAGAAGACUUGAGGCUGUAAUCGCUGCCAAAGGUUCUUCAGCAAAGUACUCAGUAAAGCAUCUGAAUACUUAUUUAAAUGUAAUAUUUUUUAUUCAUCUGCUUUUGCUUUGUCACUAUGGGGUAUUGUGUGUAGACUGAUGAGGAGAUACAAAUGGAAUAAAAUUGAAUUUGAUUUUAGAAUAAGGCUGUAAUGUAAAAAGUCAAGGGGAAUACUUUCGAAUGCAGUGUAUAUUUAGAACCCCUAUUAAUUCAAUUGUGGGCCUAGUAAUAAUGAUUUGUCAUUUAACUUUUAAAAUGUAUUACAUUUUACUGGGGCAUAAACCCAACCCAACAGUAGUGUGUAUUUGUUUAAUCUUUUUUUUAUUUGACUUCUACUUAACUAGGCAAGUCAGUUAAGAACUAAAUUCUUAUUUACAAUGACGGCCUACCAAAAGGCCUCCUGCGGGGACAGAGGCUGGGAUAAAAAAAAACAUAAAAAACUAUAGGACAAAACACACAUCACGACAAGAGAGACAACACAACACUACACAAAGAUAGACCUAAGAUAACAGCAUAGCAAGGCAGCAACACAUGACAACACAGCAUGGUAGCAGCACAACAUGACAACAACAUGGUAGCAACACAACAUGGCAGCAGCACAACAUGGUAGCAGCACAAAACAUGGUACAAGCAUUAUUGGGCACAGACAACAGCACAAAGGGAAAAAAGGUACAGACAACAAUACAUCACGCAAAGCAGCCACAACUGUCAGUAAGAGUGUCCAUGAUUGAGUAUUUGAAUGAGUCUCAAGUUUGAGUGUUUGUUGCAGCUCGUUCCAGUCGCUAGCUGCAGCGAACUGAAAAGACGAGCAACCCAGCAAUGUGUGUGCUUUGGGGACCUUUAACAGAAUUUGACUGGCAGAACGGGUGUUUGUGGAGUGCAGUACUACUGCAGUAGGUAUCUCAGAUAGGGGGGAGUGAGGCCUAAGAGGGUUUUAUAAAUUAGCAUCAACCAGUGGGUCUUGAGACAGGUAUACAGAGAUUACCAGUUUACAGAGGAGUACAGAGUGCAGUGAUGUGUCCAGUAAGGAGUAUUGGUGGCAAAUCUGAUGGCUGAAUGGUAAAGAACAUCUAGCCACUCGAGAGAACCCUUACCUGCCGAUCUAUAAAUUACGUCUCCAUAAUCUAGCAUGGUUAGUAUGGUCAUCUAAAUCAGGGUUAUUUUGGCAACUGGGCUGAAAGAGGAGCGAUCACGAUAGAGGAAACCACGUCUAGAUUUAACUUUAGCCUUUAGCUUUGAUAUGUGCAUGUAUAUGUGCACUGAUAUAUUCAUGGAUGCCAAGGGAAGCCAGGCUUCCCCAAAAAAAUCGACCAAUAAAAAACCGUACAAUUAUUUCUCUUUCGUCUUCUGUGUUUCAUAAUUUUCCUUCAAUUCGCAAGAGGCUGAAUGUAUUUCACAGGAGAAAGCAUCAGAGCGAAACAGCGCCACUCAGCCUACACGUAGAGAGAAAAUCUAUCUGAUGCUGUCUGGUUCAAACAAGUAUCACAUUGUUUCCACCCAUAGCGUUGAAGACACGGGAAGCCAGCGAGCAUCUGGCCUCCCUUGACAAAAAAGUAUUAAAAAAUGAACUGUGAAUGGUCCUGGCACAUCAAAAGAACGUGUCAAGGGAUGCCAGCUUGGAUUUGGCUUCACUCCUAUCAAAUCCAUUGAAAGCAUACAUCAUUGACAGAAACACUUGAAUUGUUGCAUCUCAUUGUGUUGUUGUCCUCUGGUGGCUAGCAAGCUAAAAUUGUCCCGUUCCCAAAUUAUCCAUGGAUAGAGAUAGGGAUUUGGACUUGUGGUUUUACUCAAUUCUCCGUACUGACCAAUGAUUAUAAUGCUUAUUCUGAUCCAACCAUUAAUUCAUACAUUGUUGUGCCCCUGGUCUGAGAGGAUGGAAGUUAAAUAUGUAGCUAGAUGUAGUAGGCUAAUGUUAACUAGCUAACGUUGCCCGUGAAUGGAAGUUAGGCUAGCGAGUAAGCAUUUUAGCCAGGUAGGCUAGGACAACAAAAAAUAAAAGCGUGUUUUGUAUGACAGAGUGACAGACCGUUUCGUCAACAUGAAAGAGAGGAGGAUGGCAUUGGCGUUUCGCUACAAGUAGGGUGAGUCUUCAUGCUUUUCUACUUGCACAAACGUGCACGCGCACACACACAAACAUGCACAUAGAAAUCAGAACCAUGGACAGCCACAUCAUAUUUAGCUUACGUUGAUUGGACUAACUUGUUUUUGGUAUCUUUUAGUUGUCACUGUAUUAGACUAAACAGGGGUGAUUUGAUGAUGCUGAAAUGUUGAAGUUGAAAAUGUGCUGGAAUAGUGGAGGCAGCUCCUGUUUUCUUUGCGACUUGCGGUAACUCUCUGUGGUUCUAAAUCAAUAGUUGUUAAGUGGUCCGAAAAUAUCUUAAACAUUAACUUGCUUGACCAUGCUGUAGGUCAACAGUCUGUUACUGUACAUGCAAUAUGCUUUGUGGACUUCAAUGGACAGAGGUUGCUAUCCGGUUUUGUGAUAAAACAAAGGGGUGGUUGAAUUUAUUCUGCCACUCAAUCUUAUUGUCUCUGCCUUUAUGAAUGUGCAGGUUAUAGAGCAAACAAUGCAAUUAUGACAAUACAUAUGUUGUAAUAAGGCUUUUGUGUGGGGAGGGGGGAGUCAUGAUGUUUUCAUCUGAUUGUCAAACAAUCCCUUCAAAGGGCACCUAUAAUAGGCUACACGCGCAUGUUCAUCCACUUGCAAUAUAUUUCCAGUCUCCAAACAGUAGUGAACGGAAAGAGAGAUCCGGUACACAAAACAACAAAAAGUGUAAUGACAUUUGGCGAUUGUCAUUAGGCCAGAAUGAAUGCCUCCACUGCUGUCUGCCCGUGUCUUGGUGUCUGCCGCUCAUCUCUGCCUUGUCAAAAUGUCAGUGUUCUCAUCAAACCACUUUUUGGAGCAGCCUAUAGGCCUACCAUGCGUUUUCAAGUUCAUUUGCAAAAAAUGUUAUGCCUCUGACAUACGGUAAUGAUAAGUAAUGGUGCAAUAGCCUACAGUUUUCUUAGCAUUUUUUUCUUGAUUAUUGUGAUAGGCUCAUGUUUUACCCGUACAGCGUAACCCCACUAUUUAUUUUGCCAGUAUGCCAUACCAGACGAUACCACCUUAAAGCCAAUUUAUGCUUGAUCUGAUUUGUGGUCGGAGGCUGUGACGCAAUUGCAGAGCCUCUGGAGGCCAAAUUGAACUAUGUACCGCAUCGCCAUGUGCCUCACAAAUUUUGUAACAAUGCAGAGGGCUCUGUAUAGCUCGGCAUUUACAUGAUUGGUUUAGAUAAGUUUUUCCCAAACUGGGGAGGGUGGAGCGAGGGGUCAGUAGGGGGUGGACUUUACUCUUGAAAGUUGUAAUAGUAGAAUGCACAAGGUACAAUUUCAAAAUUGGGUAGUGUAUCAUCAGUUCCUCUUGUCAUUUUUAGUCAUUGCAGACCUUAGAGAGCUAUUUAUAACUUCAGAAAUGUCCAGAUCAACUAGCCCAUGUCAGCUAACGUGUUUUAGCUCAUAGAUUUUGUUGUAAUUUUGUCACUCAAAUAUCACAUGAAUAAACAUUACACAUGGCUAAAUGUAUAUAAUUGGAAGAAAAUGUGCUUUAACCCUCCCGUUGUCCUCAGAUUCUGUAUACACCCCGUGUCCUCCGGGUCAAACUGUCCCGCCUUCACUAAACCCCUAAUUAGCACAUGUGGGACAGUAUGCAUGUGCACAGUCUUUGCAGAUAUAUUUCUUACACCUGCAGCACAAUAUGUGUUUCACAGUCCUUCUUUGGUGGGCAUAUCUGACACCUCUUCUUCUUACUUUCCCCAGCUGGGGCAGUGGCUAGGGCAGCUAGCUCCUCAGGUUGAUCACGAGAUCUAGCCCUCUGAACAGCUUUCACAACUGCUGCAGAUGCUUCUGUGCAGGGGAGAUGCUCCCUUCUUUCGAUGAAUGGAGUUACAAGUGUAAUUCCCAGCUGCUCCAGGAACACCCUCCUCUUGUUCCGCUUACAAGGCAUCCAGGAAGGGUUGAUCUCUCUCCAUAUGACAAAGGCAUUGUAGGAAGAAACAUCAAUGAUGAUGUGGAAGAUGACCAGGGGCCAGUGGGCAGUCAUCCUUCUGCAGCUGUACAUUCCAAUCACCUUAUCUAGGUUGUCCACACCUCCUUUGUUGCAGUUGUAGUCUCGGAUGAUGGCUGGCGUCCUGUCUUCGUGAUCGCUAAUUUCA
Oncorhynchus keta (chum salmon) is the source of this 11711-nucleotide messenger RNA. RefSeq lists its product as uncharacterized. The coding region runs from base 1267 to 3972 and encodes 901 amino acids. The transcript is spliced from 3 exons. The record is from RefSeq and is a predicted model, not a curated record. Lineage: Eukaryota; Metazoa; Chordata; Actinopteri; Salmoniformes; Salmonidae.